Metopolophium dirhodum (rose-grain aphid) is the source of this 1104-nucleotide messenger RNA. RefSeq lists its product as uncharacterized. The transcript is spliced from 4 exons. Lineage: Eukaryota; Metazoa; Arthropoda; Insecta; Hemiptera; Aphididae. The record is from RefSeq and is a predicted model, not a curated record. Bases 681 to 1028 code for a protein of 115 amino acids.
CUUAAAUAAUUUCUAUCGAUCAUUUCUAAGUCACGGCAAGGUAAAUUUUAAACAUUUCCAUAUAAAGAUCAAAAACUUAUAUUUUAAAAUUAUUCAGAGUUCAGACAACAAUCAAUUCCCAUGUUUAUACCUACAUCGUGAAUCGUGAUGUUAUAUUUUUAAUAUUUAAGUUUUAAAAAUGCAUUUAUAACUUUCAAGUUCAAACGCGUUGAGUGGUUAAAUGUUUUGCAAAAAAGUUUCAAAACUUUUUCCGAAGCUUACCAUAUUAAACGUACAUAUAUAUAUAUAUAUGUCAACAAUGCAGUUGAACAAUCAAGGUCACCGGAUAUGAAACUACAAGGCUCUUAGGAAAGUUUCUAUAUGCUGUGUAGGUUUUCUAAUUAUUACAUCAAGAAAUUUUAAUGAACAAAUAUAUAAUAUAAAUAUAUGUAUGAAUAAAUGUAUACGAUAAAUAUUCUAAAAGUCAGUGAUAGCUUGGAACGCACUAUGAGCGAGAGCGAUCCUGCAUGCAGACAUAAAUAUGUGUAUUAGGAAUUGGGUCUUUAUAGGUUGCAAACUGAAGUCUUUCUUUCAACUACGUUAUCAUCGAGAUGAUGGACUAUGACGGAAGCGAAUAUUCUAUACUGUUCGGUAUCCGUCAGGUACCGUGUGAUGAAUAACUCGAGCAAAAGUUUCUUCAGAUGGAUUAUUUCAGAAAUAUUCUGCUGCUGGAAACAACAGAACGAACUUCCCGAAAACUUGGCCGUGAGCUACACGGAGAUAACGCACUCAAAUACGGCAGACGCGGUGGAACUGCAGCUGCGGAACUACGUGAACUCGCAAGAGCCGUACAAUCCGGAAGUGCACGGCUGGAGGGACAUCACGCCACCCGUUAUGCGAUCCGUCAAGCACAGCGAGCGAGCUACACAGCUGGUGACAGCCAUCCGUAUGUCAGGGCUACAGGACAUCGAAAUACUAGGCGUGCCCGAUGGACACAGCUAACGACGGCGUUUGCCGACACCGUCCCGUACGUACAGACGCCGUCGUGAAUCUUGUACAUACAACACCGCCGUACCACGAAGUGUAAUAUUGUUUAUUGAUAAUAAAAAAAUCGUUUUAUCUGUU